Molecule: messenger RNA, 5957 nt
Organism: Colletes gigas
Lineage: Eukaryota; Metazoa; Arthropoda; Insecta; Hymenoptera; Colletidae
Gene: gig
Product: tuberin
Exons: 29
Coding region: 353-5848 (1831 amino acids)
Biological process (GO): negative regulation of Wnt signaling pathway; positive regulation of GTPase activity; negative regulation of insulin receptor signaling pathway
Cellular component (GO): nucleus; TSC1-TSC2 complex; cytoplasm
Molecular function (GO): GTPase activator activity
Source: RefSeq, a predicted model, not a curated record
UGCUUUCUCCCCACUCCGUUAGACGCUAAGGAAGUUUGUCGUUACUAGUGUCGUCGUUGAUGCAUUCAAUUAUGCCAAAUCUGGCCACACUGACUGGUGUCGCUUUCGAUGCACUUAAUUCUGGCAAAUCUUAGCCACACUGAUCGACGGAUUCGACGGUCUUCUGUAAUGGUUUUUCAUGGUCACCGAUUACAGCUGAUUGGUGUUUGGUAUUCCGGCAUUCCGUUUCUUUUUGCCUAAAUACGUUUCAUCAACGUUCCUUGAUUCGGGUUUAGGUUUGAUAUGUCUAACGUCGUCCAAUACGAUUCUUUUCGUUUCCACAUUCGCGUUCCCUUUUAGGUUUCGCCGUAAAAUGUCGAAAAUGAGCUCGAAAGACAAAGACAACAAAACUUUGCACGACAAACUGAGACAAUUCUUUCGCAUCAACAAAGGAAAUUACAAGAGUCGUGAAGACUUUACAUUGACGUACGAACUCGAGAAGGAAAUUAGUCCUGAUAGUCCUGUACAUCAUCGUACCAAAGCAAUCAAAGACCUCUGCGAUGCUGUGCUUAAUCAACAAUGGGAAGAUAAAGCAGCAGAACGAUUGUGGUACUUGGUGCAGGAUCUUUUAGGAAAGGACAUUCCACGUGAGCACAGACAUGUCACGUUAAACUUUCUGCGUUGCUUGGUACAAGGCCAAUAUUCCAAACUGUCUUCGCUUAUGAGAGUAAAGUUCUUCAUGGUCGUCAAGGAACACAAUAUUCCUGAAGACAUUGGUCCUAGAUUGGAACUGUUGCAAAGUUUGACAGAGAAUGGGAAAGAUAUAGUCCAUUUAGAAGAGCGAAUGGGACCUUUUUUGCUAGAUUGGAUGCCUGUUGUGACUGCAGGCGAUGGCAAGAGAGGCUCAGAAUUUUUGUCUCUGCUUGUCAAUGUUAUAAAGUUCAAUUCUGCCUAUAUAGAUGAAGACAUUAUAUCAGGCCUCGUUCAGUAUAUUUGUCAUCUGUGUUAUUAUAGCAAUAGCACUGAAGUUGUUUCUGGGUGCUUGGAAGCUCUGGAUGCUAUUGUAUGUUACAGCAAUUUACAGUCUGACUCGUUGCAAACUUUUAUCAUUGCUCUCUGUGGAAGCGUGAAUGUCGAAACAUACUGUCAGAUAAGCUGGAAGAUAAUGCGUAAUUUAUUAGGAACACACAUGGGUCACUCUGCACUCUAUACUAUGUGUCGUUUAUUGCAAGAUGCAAAUUUUCAACGAGACGUACGCUUACUCAGGGGUGCAGUGUUUUAUGUAAAUAUGGGUCUUUGGGGUACACAUCGAAUCCCAAAACUAGAGUGUACUCCAACAUCUGUUUUACCUUCUUUCUAUCAAGCUUUAAAAUGUAAUCAUCCAAUUGUUAUGUAUGAAGUUACGCUAUCAAUUCAAAGACUAGUGAAUAAAUAUGGUGCUGAGUUGUGGGAUCCUACGUGGAGCAUUAUUCUCGAUAUUAUCCGGGAAGUUAUUUCUCAUACAGAAACAAGCAAUCAGCCUGCGACCAAACAAGUUUCUAUGAGUUUGCACGAAACAAUAAAUAGCAUUGAGAAUUUAUUGGACAACAAUCACUAUAAUGGUUGUGUGUCACGAUUUUACGAUCUUGUCGAACGAUGCAGCGAUACUCGACCUGAAGGAUCCGUUUUGAAACUGAUCGAGUAUCGAGCGCGAACUAUAGGACCAACUCACUAUCAUUGGCAGUCGAGAUUAGCUAAUUUGAUGGAACGUUAUUACAAAAUCGAAACGCGUACCAAUGUUAGAAUGAAGGUUCUUGACGUUUUCACGAACGUGAUUCAAAUUAACAGAUCCAGGUACGAGGAUGAAUUGAUAGAACGAAUUGUUGUGCCAUAUUUUCAACAUGUAGACAUGGAUUCUGAUAUUGCAAUUCGUAACGGUGUUGCCCAUUUGCUUAUCGAUCUUUGCCUGGAAUGCGAUACGAAACGAUGUUUGGAACUCUUGGACAUGUUGGAAAAGUUGAUUAACAAGCCUUUCUAUUCCGACAGUCCAAUAAUAAAGGACGUGGACAUCAAAGACGCGAAAACUGCAGUUGUGGGCAUAAUAAAGAUAUUGACGUUAAAAAUAUACUAUUUACCAUCGAGCCAUGCGAUACGUGCUUACAAAAUUUUAGUGAAUCAUCUGGAACAGCACUACAAAGAUCCGUCUGUCUUUCACGAUGUUCCCACGAUUAGAUAUCUGAUUUUCGAAUGUUUUUUGAAGAUCAGGGCAAAUACACUUUACCAUCUUGGAUUUCCCGACGAAAAAAAUACAUCCGUGACACGUUUCAGUUCUUAUUUAGUUUUAGAACAUGCCGCGACUGAACGGAUGAAUAGCGGGGGUGGUAAUAGUCCUCCGCCAGCAAGUCCAGCUCCAUUGCAACAUUUAUCUUGUCAAAUUACUCAUAUGUCAUUGGCACACGCGUGCAAAGCCGUCAUCUCUUGUAUUAAAUUAGAGAAAGAUUGGAAAGUUUUGCAGUUCGUGUUAAAAGAGUUGCCUCAAGUAAUGCAAAACAGAGCGUUGGUAUUGUCAAGGCAUACUAACGAUAUUGAUUAUUUUGCAGCUGCACUUUGUUCGAUGGUCAGUGAUAAGAGCUUAAGACUUCCAGAAUCAUUGUACAAUGUUCCUCCAAAAUUCACUCUUUCUGAGUUUCGCGUUCAUGUUUUUCCAGUAUUAGCGUCGUUAGCUUCGUAUCAUGCGCACCUGGAACCUAAUUUGCAACAACGUCUGAUCAAAUGUUUAGAGGUAAAGGUGGGUUUGACAGCGAAAUGUGCGAGUCAGUGUGUCACUAGUCUCACAACUUGCAUUUUAGAAAUGCGAGACGCGAUGAACAAACUUUUGUCAGAAGUUCUGUUGAACUUGUCGAAAAUUUCGGCGACGGUACACAUAGCUAUACCAAUUUUGGAAUUCUUAUCCACCCUUACUAGACUUCCAAAAGUAUUCGCAAGUUUUAUCGGUGACCAGUACAUGUCCGUCUUUGCUAUCCUAUUACCAUAUACAAAUCCAUUCAAGUAUGACCAUUAUACAGUAUCGUUGGCGCACCAUGUAAUCGCUGUAUGGUUUUUGAAGUGUCGAUUACCAUUUCGAAGAGACUUUGUUAGAUUUAUUACUACAGGUCUGAAGGCUAAUGUAAUAGUACCUUUCGAGGAGGGGCACCUAAUGAAGUCGGAUUUCAAUUUUGUAAACGAAGAUUCGUCGAACAGAAAACGUAGUUCGAGUUUAACGGAACAGGGCAGCAGAGGCAGGAGAGAGAGACCAAUUAUGGCCAAUCGCAUUAUAGGCGACGGGAAAGUUUCAGAUUUGAAACCUCCGAUAGACGAAGCUUUAAUGACCUUUCACGUGGAACUCACAGAAACUUGCAUCGACCUUAUGGCUCGUUACACAUUUUCAACAUACUCUGCACGACCCAAAAGACUUCCAACUGCUGACUUUCUGCUCAAGGAAGGCCAAUCGAUGACGUGGCUACUCGGUAAUAAACUUAUUACUGUUACGACGAGCGGUUGCAGUAACAAAGCAAUGAGAGGAGGACUUUGUGAUAAUUGUUGGGUUGCUUGCAAACCUGGAACCCAGACGCCAGAACAUGCUAGAACGUCUCAGUUGAAUUUAAGACGAGCUUCGAGUACAGAGACAGCAAAGGAGGAAAAAUUAUCCAGACAGUCUUCUGGGGGCCACGGAAGCUCCACUGGGAACACAGCUGCAAAUUCUCCGACGGAAGAAUUGAAAAAGGUCUCCGAGGAUUUGGAUGCAACAAAAAGGGAUUAUUCUGUAGAAAAAGCUGACAAGGAACAAGUUGAAUCGUCAAAAUUGGAACAAAUACUCAACAGCGAGAAACAGGAAGAACAUAUUCUGUGCGCUUGCUGGUGUCAAGGCUGGGCUGAAAUAUAUGUGCGCAGGCCUACGGGAGACAUGUCUUGGAUAAUGAGGAUUCAGAAUUCUAUGCAAUUCGAAACUCACGUAGAUUUCCCUGUGUACGACAUAAUGGCCUUGUACAGGCCAAACCAAGAUUUAUUGCAAAAACAGCAAGAAUCUACGUCAGAAUACUCGGGAGACGAGGCAGAGGAUACUGCAGACAAGAAUGCAGACCAAGUGCAAAGCGACCAUAGCAGUAUUAUGAAAUCUGUGACAUCGUCUUCCGUAUCGUCGGGUCCAAUCGCUAUACCGGGUUCACCAGCACGACCGAAUCCUUCGAGGCAAAGUUCACGCGAUAGUUUAGAAAGUUUGGAAGAUGGCGAAGAUGAUUUACGGCGUUCGCGAAAUCCAGUGCGGAGAUCGAAUUCCAGCCCAGAGAUGAGUGCCAAUUGGAAAAAUCCAUUUUUAAACAAGGAGAAACUAAAUUUGCAACAAGUAGAUCGUGAACUAUCGUCUGCAGACGUGGAAAUUAAAACUGAUGCAGAAUUGAAGAAACAUGCGAAAACCACGUAUGCUAAAGACAUGAGAGUGAGUUGCGAGGCUAUACCGGAGGAAAUAUUUGGCAUGGGUACAACACCACCGUCGUCAGAAAAUACGUCAGAACAUCCGACUGCAUUAAAAUCACAACGUUCUUAUCCAGGAGCAACGCAAGUCACCCAAGUUCUUACAACUACUAGCAAUACCGUUCCACCAUCGCCGACCACUAUACAGGUACAAGGAAACUUCUUGGGUGUACAAGCGCGCGCUUCCCAAAUACAAUCGUCUACCACAAAACCUCCACAAUCGCCCACCCAAAUUUAUCCCCGUUUAUCUAGUCUCGAUUCCGGUCAAAAACUAUCAACAUUAGGCGCGGAGAGUAAACCUCCCAUCGGACGAAAUCAUCUCGCAGAUAAACAAAAGGAUGAACGACCCGAUCCUUCUAUGCUGCCCCCUUUGCCUUUACCAUUUCGUGAUAGGGGGCACACGAUUUCCGUCAUGAGUCCGGUGAAAAAAUCUCGCGCGGAAUGGGAUAAUAUUCGUAGAGGGAAUUCACCGCGUGUAAAAGACCCACCUAAAACCGGUAUUAAUCCUAGUUUCGUGUUUUUACAACUAUAUCAUACUGCACAUUUUGGCUCUCCCUCGGAGAAACCUUUGCUGGUUCCACAAACAACGGCUGUGCAAAGAGCAGUAACGAAUUUAGAUAGAAUACAACCGUACGAAACCCAUAAAAUCGGAGUUCUUUAUGUUGGCCCUGGUCAAGCUUCCAACGAAACUGAAAUUUUAGCCAAUCAGCAUGGAUCUCUUCGAUACACUGAAUUCUUACAACGAUUGGGAACGUUGGUCCGAUUAAAAGACGUCGAUGAAAGCGUAUUUUUGGGAGGCUUGGAUCGUAAUGGCGAAAAUGGAAACUUUGCAUAUAUUUGGCAAGACGAUGUCACGCAGGUGGCCUUUCACGUGGCUACUCUGAUGCCCACAAAACCUAGCGAUCCAAAAUGUACGUCCAAAAAGCAACACAUUGGAAACAAUUAUGUCACUGUCGUUUACAACGAAUCUGGAGAACUAUACAACAUACAAACUGUGAAAGGACAAUUCAAUUACGCAUGCGUUGUAAUUCAACCUUUAGAUCAUGGUACCAACCAGGUCACAGUUCAAGUCAAAGAAGAAUUAGCAAAACAUAUUCGACAUAGUGAACCUAAAAUUAUUUCUGAUCAGAAUUUAGCCAUUCUGUCUCGGCAACUUGCUCUUCAUGCCAAUCUUGCUUCAAUGGUUUCGUCGUCUUUAGAACAAAAUAGUCAUAACCCAUAUGCCUCAAAUUGGCUGGAGCGUUUACGCCACAUUAAACGAUUACGAAACCGGGUUUUACAAGAGUCUAUAAACAACAAUCCAGAUGGAACUACUGACGAUUUAUCGCCCAGGCCGAACAAACGCGUUUAUAUGGAUGAUUUUACCGAAUACACAACAUGACUUCAUCUUAAUUAAAAACUUACAUAAAUGUUGUUACUAAUGUAAUUCAUAUUCGUUGUAAACUUAUGUACUUUGUUGAUGCAAUAAUUAAGUACCCUUUAUGUGAACU